Molecule: messenger RNA, 796 nt
Organism: Gossypium raimondii (Peruvian cotton)
Lineage: Eukaryota; Viridiplantae; Streptophyta; Magnoliopsida; Malvales; Malvaceae
Product: NDR1/HIN1-like protein 10
Exons: 1
Coding region: 73-666 (197 amino acids)
Biological process (GO): defense response to other organism
Source: RefSeq, a predicted model, not a curated record
CUUAAUCAACACUGCAGAACAACACCCUUUGAUUCCAUCUCCGAACCAAAACCACCUCCAUCAGUCCAAACAAUGGCGGCGGUCCAGUCAGAGAAGUAUUGCCAGGGUUUCACCAAACUGCUUACCAUAUUCUUGUCUAUUCUUUUACUUUUACUUGGCACUAUUUUAUUGAUUCUAUGGCUUAGUUUACGCCCUCAUCGUCCAACGUUUCAUAUCAUCGAUUUCACCGUCCCUGGUUUCGCUCAACCGUCGGGGUUCAACGAUUCUCGAAUAACGUUCAACGUCACCGCCCGUAACACCAACAAGCACAACGGAAUCUAUUACGACUCCGUGGCCGGGUUGGUCUUUUAUAGGGAUCAACAAAUCGGGUGGACACCAUUGAUGGAACCCUUCUUACAAGGACCAAAGAGAACUACGAUGUUGUAUGGUAAAUUUUGUGGGGUGACGCUGACGGUGACCGGAAAGCGUUGGCCGGAGUUCAUUAAUGCUAGGAAACAAGGGAUGGUGGUUUUCCGGUUGCAAAUAACGUCGGUGAUCAAAUACAAGAUUAGAACAUGGGAUGCUAAGCACCAUAAGAUGCAUGUCAAUUGUGAUGUUGGAGUUGGACCAAAAGGAUCGAUCUUGCCGGCUUGGAAGAACAAGAAAUGUCAUGCUCAUUUCGGUUAAAUGAAUCUUCCUAUACGUUCAUGAAUAAACUCAUUUACUUUUUAAUUGAUAAAUAAAAACAUUAAUAUUAUUGUUGUAAUUAUCAAUAAUUAUGUUUCAUUAAUAUAUAUAUGUAUAUAUAAAAUGAGAA